This is a messenger RNA of Phycodurus eques (leafy seadragon), 1480 nucleotides long. RefSeq names its product F-box protein 2 (gene fbxo2). Gene Ontology annotation, molecular function: ubiquitin protein ligase activity. Gene Ontology annotation, cellular component: SCF ubiquitin ligase complex; cytoplasm. Gene Ontology annotation, biological process: glycoprotein catabolic process; SCF-dependent proteasomal ubiquitin-dependent protein catabolic process. Bases 265 to 795 code for a protein of 176 amino acids. The record is from RefSeq and is a predicted model, not a curated record. The transcript has 6 exons. NCBI's taxonomy places the organism in Eukaryota, Metazoa, Chordata, Actinopteri, Syngnathiformes, Syngnathidae.
GUGUCCUGAGAAAUAGACGGAACACCAGCUUUUCCCUUUGGAGCUGUGAGUAACAUGCUGUUGUACAUGUUAUGACAGAAAUUGAUGAGUUCUGAAGUAUAUUUUAGUAUGCAUGCAUGUGCAUAUAACAUUGAGUGAGCAAGGGUGGAUUACUCAACUGUAUUUUUUAGUCCGAGAGAACAUGAGUGAAGGAGGGAGACUAUUAUCAACAGCAAUCCAAAGAGAGGUAAUGUUGAGGCGCUGCAUACUAAGUGCGCUGUAAUCAUGACCAAUAAUCUGAUAAAGAAUCCCAAUGGUGAAGAGCAACUGAAUUUCUGGGAGCUGACAGAGAAUGGUGGGAGCGAGUGGAUGGUGGAGGACAUGCCAGGGGACUGUGGCCAUGACUUCAGUGAUGCAGCUGUGAUGAAAUACUUUGCAACCUCCUUUGAGCUCUGUCUGAAGAGACAGGUGAUUGACUUAUUUGAGGAAGGUUUCACUUCUGAACAGCUCGAUGCCCAACCUGUCGUAUCAGUGGAGGACUGGUACUGUGGGAGGCAGGACUGUGGCUGCACCUACCAAAUAACAGUAUAUCUGCUGGAUGAAAAUCAUGUGGUCAUGCAGGAGUUCAGACCAGAACCUGUGACUCUCGACCCAGAGUGUGACGACUGUUCAUGGAAACAGGUCAACCACACAUUUUCGGAGUAUGGCCCUGGUCUGCGUUUCAUCUCCUUUGAACAUGGAGGGCAAGACACAAAGUACUGGGAGGGGUGGUUUGGAGUGCGGGUUACUGGGAGCUCUGUUACUCUUCAGCUCUAGGCAAGAAUAAAAAAAUGGAGAGAACGUGUGAUGGUUUCAAGAUGACCACUUGUCGUAUCCACCACUAAACCGGAGUACUGCACAUCAUACUGUACAUGUUGCAAGCUAGUUGGGAAAAACUUGCCCCUAUUUUUGUGGGGUUCCAAGCAGUAAUAAAUAUGAAAUACAAAUGGACCACUACAAGUAGACUGAAUUAACGAUAAAGUGCAUCAUCUCUGGCAAGUGCAGUGUAUGAAAUGAUUAAGAUUGUAGAAUUGAAUGAUGAAUUGAUUGAGUGGUUGAAUGUUUGGUGAAAUUUUAUGCAUUGCUGUAGCUAAUGUGCUGAGGUUUAGCCGUUUUCCCACAUUGACUGGAAGUUACUGAUACUCACUGCACCAUACUAUGUACAACAUAAUGAAAGCAAAUGCAGAACUCUGAUACAAAUCUUCUAUCAAUAAAUUGAUAACAGGCUUAUGUGUUGUAGAUUACAGGGGUGUUGAAAUGCACAUUAACAAGAGUUGUUUCAAAUACUUUAGCCACCUCUAGAUAGAAUUGGGGUGGCAUGGUGGACAAUGAACUAGUUCAUUUUUGAACCAGUGAACUUCAAAAUUUAGUAAAUGUAUGACUGACUAACUAAACUGGUUCAUUUUUGGAAUGGUGAACUGAACUUUGAACUAGUUUGCGUAGAAAAUUAACUUUCCCAACA